GAACAGAGCAGCUCAGCCUGGUUCAGUGUUUCUUCCUGACAGCAAGUCAGUGAUGCAGGAGCAGCUGAGUGACAGCAGCCUGUUGUUAGAGGUCUGGGCUCCAGGAGGACACAGAUGGAGAGAAUCACCAACUUCAGCCCGGUUCUGGUCCAGAUGGGUCCAUGAUGGAAAUGCUGGCUGGUAUGUAAACAGAACCUCACAGAAUGGGUUUUAAUCCUCAUGUUUCUGUCAGGAUCCAUCAGAGACUCAAACUAGAACCAGAACCCAGCUGUGUGUCCUUUAAGAGCGACAGGUCAAAGGAUGCUAACCCUGACUUUAAAUCUCCUGGAUCUCCACCCUCAGAGAGGAUCCAUCAAAGACUCAAACCAGAACCAGAACCAGAACCAGAACCCAGCUGUGUGUCCUUUAAGAGCGACAGGUCAAGGGAUCCCAUCAUUAACUUUAAAUCUGCUGAACCUCCAUCAGACAGAGUGGACCAGCAGAGCUCAGAUGUCCCCAGUAAUCCGUCUGCCCAGCAGCAUCAAGCACAGCUGGACUCCAUAUUUAUGCUGCUGGAGGAAAACAUUGUCACUUUUGUGAAGAACGAGCUGAAGAAGAUCCAGAAGGUUUUGAGUCCAGAUGACCCAGAAUGCCCAGAGAGUCAGAGAGAUGAGGAGGAGGAGUUGGAAGGUGAAGAUGAAAAGCAGAGGAGGAGCAACAGAAAGGCAGUGAUGGAGAUCACACUGAACUUCCUGAGAAGGAUGAAGCAGGAGGAACUGGCUGACCAUCUGCAGAGCAAGCAUCUUGCUGCAGUUUGUCAACAUCAACUUAAAUCUGGUCUGAAGAAGAAGUUCCAGUAUGUGUUUGAGGGAAUCGCUACAGCAGGAAGUCCAACCCUUCUGAACCAGAUCUACACAGAGCUCUUCAUCACAGAGGGAGGGACUGGAGAGGUCAAUGAUGAACAUGAGGUGAGACAGAUUGAAACAGCAUUCAGGAAACCACACAGACCAGAAACAACAAUCAGACAAGAAGACCUCUUUAAAGUCCCACCUGGAAGAGAUCAACCAAUCAGAACCAUGAUGACAAAGGGAGUGGCUGGCAUUGGGAAAACAGUCUUAACACAGAAGUUCACUCUGGACUGGGCUGAAGACAAAGCCCACCAGAACAUCCACUUCAUAUUUCCAUUCACCUUCAGAGAGCUGAAUGUGCUGAAAGAGAAAAAGUUCAGCUUGGUGGGGCUGAUUCAUCUCUUCUUUACUGAAACCAAAGAAAUCUGCAGCUUUGAACACUUCMAGGUUCUGUUCAUCUUUGAUGGCUUGGAUGAGAGCAGACUUCCGCUGGACUUCCACAACAAGGAGAUCCUAACUGAUGCUACAGAGUUCAGCUCAGUGGAUGUUCUGCUGACAAACCUCAUCAGGRGGAAACUGCUUCCCUCUGCUCUCCUCUGGAUAACCACACGACCUGCAGCAGCCAAUCAGAUUCCUCCUGAGUGUGUUAGCAUGGUAACGGAGGUCAGAGGGUUCACUGACCCACAGAAGGAGGAGUACUUCAGGAAGAGAUUCAGAGAUGAGGAGCAGGCCAGAAGGAUCAUCUUCCACAUCAAGAGAUCGCAAAGCCUCCACAUCAUGUGCCACAUCCCAGUCUUCUGCUGGAUCACUGCUACAGUUCUGGAGGAGGUGUUGAAGACCAGAGAGAAAGGAGAGCUGCCCAGAACCCUGACUGAGAUGUACAUCCACUUCCUGGUGGUUCAGACCAAAGUGAAGAAGGUCAAGUAUGAUGGAGGAGCUGAAACAGAUCCACACUGGAGUCCAGAGAGCAGGAAGAUGAUUAGGUCUCUGGGAAAACUGGCUUUUGAUCAGCUGCAGAAAGGAAACCUGACCUUUUAUAAAUCAGACCUGACCGAGAGUGAUAUUGAUAUCAGAGCAGCCUCAGUGUACUCAGGAGUGUUCACACAGAUCUUUAGAGAGGAGAGAGGGCUGUACCAGGAGAAGGUGUUCUGCUUCAUCCAUCUGAGUGUUCAGGAGUUUCUGGCUGCUCUUCAUGUUCAUCUGACCUUCAUCAACUCUGGUGACAACCUGAUGGAAGAAACACAAAUAUCUAACAGGUCUUUAUUAUUUAGGAAGCCUAAAUUAAAAUCUUUCCAACAGAGAGCUGUUGACCAGGCCUUAGAGAGUCCAAAUGGACACUUGGACUUGUUCCUCCGUUUCCUUCUGGGACUUUCACUGCAGACCAAUGAGAAACUCCUACAAGGUCUGCUGACACAGACAGGAAGUAGCUCACAGAACAAUCAGGAAACAGUUCAGUAUGUCAAGGAGAAGAUCAGUGAGAAUGAGUCUGCAGAGAAAAGCAUCAAUCUGUUCCACUGUCUGAAUGAACUGAAUGAUCGUUCUCUAGUGGAGGAGAUCCAACAGUCUCUGAGUUCAGGAAGUCUCUCCACAGAUAAACUKUCUCCUGCUCAGUGGUCAGCUCUGGGUUUCAUCUUGGUGUCAUCAGGAGAAGAUCUGGAUGAAUUUGACCUGAAGAAAUACUCUGCUUCAGAGGAGAUUUUUCUGAGGCUGCUGCCAGUGGUUAAAGCCUCCAACAAAGCUCAGUAAGGAAACAGAUUGUUACUGAAUGUAGUUUUAAUAGAGAGAAAUUCAAAUUUUUUCAUCAGUUCUUUAUAUAUCUUUUUUUCUCUCCUCAGACUAAGUGGCUGUAACCUCUCAAAGAAAAACUGUGAAGUUCUGUCUUCAGUUCUCAGCUCCCAGUCCUCCAGUCUCAGAGAACUGGACCUGAGUAACAACAACCUGCAGGAUUCAGGAGUGAAGCUUCUCUCUGCUGGACUGAAGAGUCCAAACUGCAAACUCGAAACUCUAAGGUAUGAUGUUCUUAAUGCUGGAGAAAAAGAACUUCUGUCCAUUAGGGUUAAGUUCAUUAGGGUUCACACAUUAGAAAUUUGGAGAAUCCAUGAUCUUGGGUUAUCAUGUAUUGAAUUGUGUGUCUGCAGCUUGUCAGGCUGUCUGAUCUCAGAGGAAGGCUGUGCUUCUCUGGCCUCAGCUCUGACCUUUAACCCCUCCCWUCUGAAAGAGUUGGACCUGAGCUACAAUCAUCCAGGAGACUCAGGAGUGAAGCUGCUGUCGGCUGGACUGAAAGAUCCAAACUGGAGACUGGAAACUCUCAAGGUGGAGCCUGCUGGAGUCCGAUGGUUGACACCAGGUCUGAGGAAGUAUUCCUGUCAACUCACCAUCGACACAAACACAGUGAGCAGAAAACUGAAACUGUCUGAAAACAACAGGAAGGUGAUAUGUGUGGAGAAGUUUCAGUCAUAUCCUGAUCAUCCAGACAGAUUUGAUAACUGGCCUCAGCUACUGUGUAGAACUGGUCUGACUGGUCGCUGUUACUGGGAGGUCGAGUGGAGAGGAGGAGUUGAGAUAUCAGUGAGUUACAGAAGAAUCAGAAGGAAAGGAGACGGUAGAGAUUGUUGGUUUGGAUGGAAUGAUCAUUCCUGGAGUCUGAGAUGUUAUGGUGAUAAAGGUUACUCCUUCUGGCACAAUAACCAAGAGACCUUUAUCUCCUCCUCUUCUGCCUCUAACAGAGUAUCAGUGUAUGUGAACUGUCCUGCUGGCAUUCUGUCCUUCUACAGCGUCUCCUCUGACUCUCUGAUCCACCUACACACCUUCAACACCACAUUCACUGAACCUCUCUAUGCUGGGUUUACAGUCUGGUUUCCUGGUUCCUCUUCAGUGUUUCUGUGCCGAGUUGAGUCUAAAGAGUCUAAAUAUUGUCCUCCUGUCAGAGAAACUCUCCCUCGGUUUAACAGAUAGUUCAGUUUCUACAUGUUUGUCUCUUUCACUCAGAAACACAUUUUCAGAUUUAUGGAUUCAAUCCGUUUCUGUUUGAAACUCUAAAUGAUUCCUUGGAAACUUUUUCCUCUUCCAGUCCUUUAAAAAUGGAAGCUGGGAAUAUUCCAGGAUUACUUCAGGAUUCACAUGUUUUUUCUGUUUCCAGUCGGGAUGUUGUGAUUUUCUCAUGUGUUUUUUUGUCCUUUCAACAUUUCAAUGAAAUCACAGAGAAUGUUGAUCAGUUUUUCUCAAUCACUGGACAUUAUCUCUUUCUGUCAACUCCUGUUUUUGUUUUUUUAAAUAUAUUCUUUAAACUCAUUUAUUUAACAUCCAAAAAAGGAGGGUAAUUUUAUGUGUCUGAAUAAAAUAUCAAUAUCUACUUUAUUUUUACAUCCAAAAAUAUAUGAAUAGUUUAUGGUUGAAGUGUCAAAAUGUUAUACCGAAUACAGUAUUGCUUUCACUGAUA
Molecule: messenger RNA, 4266 nt
Organism: Poecilia reticulata (guppy)
Lineage: Eukaryota; Metazoa; Chordata; Actinopteri; Cyprinodontiformes; Poeciliidae
Source: RefSeq, a predicted model, not a curated record